AUGGAGAAGAUCUCUGACCAUCUCUGCAGGUACAAAGACUACAACUUUGUCCUUGGUUUGACAACUGCAGAGUACAUUGAUUCUCUCCAGAGCUUUGAAAUCAGAGACAGUGAUGUCUUCGUGGUCACCUACCCAAAGUCAGGCACCAUCUGGACUCAGCAGAUCAUCCUUUCCAUCUGUGAGCUGGAUGUGGGUCUGAACGAAUACCCAAACAAUCUGGAGAAGAUGCCCUGGCUGGAGUACAGAGAGGGUCGAGAAGAUUACGCCCUGCGACCUUCUCCGCGGUUCAUUACCUCCCAUCUCACCCCGACGCUGAUGCCCCCUGGACUGAAGGACAAGAAGGGAAAGAUCAUCUAUGUGAUGCGAAACCCAAAGGACAACGUCGUCUCGUUUUAUCACUUUAGCAAGAUCUGGGCUGAGCUGGAGACUCCCAAGAGCUUCGAGGAGUAUUUGGAACAAUACUUGAUGGGAAACGUUGGAGCAUCAUCCUGGUUUGACCACAUCAGGGUGUGGCACUCAAACAAAGACAACUACAACAUCCUCUUCCUCACCUAUGAGGACAUGGUUUUG
Messenger RNA from Stegastes partitus (bicolor damselfish), 570 nucleotides. RefSeq names its product amine sulfotransferase-like. The transcript has 4 exons. The record is from RefSeq and is a predicted model, not a curated record. Lineage: Eukaryota; Metazoa; Chordata; Actinopteri; Pomacentridae. The annotation marks the transcript as partial. Gene Ontology annotation, molecular function: sulfotransferase activity.